AUGGCCGAGCAGCUGUCUGAAGAGCAGGUGGCCGAGUUCAAGGCGGCUUUCUCCAGAUUUGACAAGAACGGCGAUGGCACCAUCAACACCCAGGAGCUGGGCGCCGUGAUGCAGGCUCUGGGCAAGGAUCUGUCGGAGGCCGAGCUGAAGGAGCUCAUCGCCCUGGUGGACACGGAUAGCGACGGUGUCAUCAGCUUCCAGGAGUUCCUGGCAGAGAUGAUCAAGAGGAUGAAGUCCUGGGGCAGCAAGCAGGACGUGCAGGAGGUCUUCCGCGCCUUUGACCUGGAUGGCAACGGCCGCAUCAGUGUGGACGAGCUCAAGCAGGCCAUGGCCAAGCUGGGCCAGACACUGUCCCAGGAGGAAGUGGACGCCAUGAUCCAGGAGGCCGACGUAGACAAGGAUGGGCAGGUGGACUACCAGGAGUUCCUGCGCAUCCUCUCCCAGAAGUGAGACCCGGCCCUGGCCCGUCUCCUGACUGACUCUGGUCCUCAUGCCUUCUCGGGGCCCCUGCUUCUGUGGCAGGGACGUCAAGGGGAAGUCUGGGUGGUGGAUGGGAGAUUACCUGUUGGUGGGAA
Molecule: messenger RNA, 575 nt
Organism: Zalophus californianus (California sea lion)
Lineage: Eukaryota; Metazoa; Chordata; Mammalia; Carnivora; Otariidae
Product: calmodulin-like
Exons: 1
Coding region: 1-450 (149 amino acids)
Molecular function (GO): calcium ion binding; enzyme regulator activity
Source: RefSeq, a predicted model, not a curated record